AUUGAAAGCUCGGACAGCAUAAUUGAGAUGUCCGUCCUGCCACCUCAAUGGGUUGACAUUGUAGAUCAGGUCGAUGAUGCUCUCGAUCACAUUAAAGAGAAAAUCACUAGACUCGAGGGAAUGCACCGUAAGCAUUUACUUCCUGGGUUUGACGAUCGGUCAUCAGAUGAAGAGGCUAUUGAAAGAUUGACGUCUGAUAUUACAGAUGAAUUUUAUCGUAUCAAACGUGACAUUCAACGUAUCCACAGUGAGGGAUAUGAUGUGAGCGAUGGCCAACAGGACUAUUUAUUAGCCAAAAAUAUUCAGACAAGCUUGGCGACAAAAGUUCAAGAAGUAUCUUCCUCUUUUAGGAAGCAGCAGUCUACUUAUUUACAAAAAAUCCAGGGACAAGAGAACCGAAAGGCAGAUAUACUUGGGCUAGAAUCUAGUCUGAGUAAUGAAGCAGCAGAGCUUUUGUUAGACGAAGAUGCACAGGUUGGAUUCACUGAAUCGCAGCUGGCGGUAUUGGAAUCAAAUGAGGCUGUGAUUGACCAACGAGAACGAGAAGUGAACCAGAUUGCAAAGUCAAUCCAUCAAUUGGCCGAAAUAUUUAGAGAUUUACAGACACUUGUGAUCGAUCAAGGUUCGAUGCUAGAUCGUAUCGACUACAACAUAGAACAAACGACAGUUCAGGUCAAAGAAGCCGUGGUACAGCUGGACCAGGGAUCGCGUUAUCAAAACAAAACACGGAAACGAAAGCUGAUCCUUUUGUUGAUCCUAAUUAUUAUGUUAUUGAUUAUGAUUCUAAUAGUAAAGCCUAAAUAAAUUAGGCUUAAUUUAAUAACUACUUUAUCUAUACAUCCUGUGUAUCUAUUACACUAAUAUAUACAGAAAAUAUUAUAACAAGUGAUGUACUCCAUGGCUGGUUAAUAAUAGCAUCUGGCAUUGACCUGGUCUCAAUGAGACACUAUAAGUAUCGUUGAAGACGCCAAGCAUUUCUCCUGUCCAGAUGUCUUUAAUACUUGCAGACUCCAAUCCAAUAUCUGAAAGUUUAAAUUUGACUUCAUGGCUAAGCCCUAGCAUAAUCUUGUAGACAUGUGUAUUAAAUAGGCCAACACAAAUGCUAUUGUCUGGCAUACGCUUCCACCAGACCUGUUUACGAUUCUGCCAAGCAUUCCCAGACCGGAUGGGCUGAGCCAUGAUCCCUGAUUGGUGAAUGCAAAUUAUAACAGGAUGGUUGAGCAUACGGAGAUACUUUUCUGGAAUACAACGAGGAUCAGCCCCAAUACAGAACACAGAACUAACGAGCGCCCAAAAGGAGAUAUAAGAAAGUCGAACAUCGUCAUUAUCCAGACCAUCUACGCAUACUCCAUCCACUGUCAUCCCUACGACAACGACAU
Phycomyces blakesleeanus NRRL 1555(-) is the source of this 1379-nucleotide messenger RNA. RefSeq lists its product as hypothetical. Gene Ontology annotation, molecular function: SNARE binding; SNAP receptor activity. The record is from RefSeq and is a predicted model, not a curated record. NCBI's taxonomy places the organism in Eukaryota, Fungi, Mucoromycota, Mucoromycetes, Mucorales, Phycomycetaceae. The transcript has 7 exons. Gene Ontology annotation, cellular component: SNARE complex; endomembrane system; membrane. Gene Ontology annotation, biological process: intracellular protein transport; vesicle fusion; vesicle-mediated transport. Bases 28 to 804 code for a protein of 258 amino acids.